Molecule: messenger RNA, 1521 nt
Organism: Acanthosepion pharaonis
Lineage: Eukaryota; Metazoa; Mollusca; Cephalopoda; Sepiida; Sepiidae
Source: the annotation of a GenBank genome assembly
AUGUUAUCACUUUCACCGCCACCGCAGCGGAAGUGCCGAGUGGCUGCGUUAACAAGUGUGUUUGUAAUUGUUGUUACAGGUUUAAAAUUAGUAGCUGCUUUUAGUCAAUUAGUUUGGCAUCAGUAUCUCCAUUACUUAAACAAAGUAACUGAUGACACUUUCAGUCGUAUCAGUAAACGAGUUGACGAUAACCAUCGCCGGCUGGCCAAGGUCAAUGACAGGGUCAGCCUGGCUCGUGCCAAAGUAUCCAAACUCCAAGGUAGUAACAAAGCGACCAAAGUUUUUGCCUGUGCAAAGUACCCCUCUCCUGAGUAUCUGGAAGAAUAUGAGAGUGUAUUUAAAGAAGGGAACUCUCUGAGGAACAUUCCUAAGUCUCAUGUCAAGUUACAACAAAACAAGUCCUUGAUUGUGGAUGAGAAAAUUUUGAAAGAAAAAUUGCAGUAUUACAAUGUGCAUCUUAAUGUGAAGAGUAAACAGCGUGAUGAUGAGGGGGAGGGGCUUGGUCGUCUCCCGCGCAACAUUCCAUCAAUCAGUUCACUCCUCCUGUUCAACACAACAGAAAAUCCUUAUAAGAAAUAUGUGAUGCUUGAUCCACUUGGUGUUGUAACAAAAACACGUCAAGACAUUGGUGAACAAGAUCAAGAUGGCUUAACCGAAGCUCCAAGCAGUAUUGCUCAAAAUGAAGAAAUCAGGAGACAUGCUGUGGAUAAUUACUUUUAUGUUCCAACUAUUGGCCUUGUUCCAGAGAUUAUAGCUCCAAGCUCUCUUCCUGAUUUAACAGGUGUUGCGGAUGAUGAGUCUUUCUUGGCAGACCAGGGUCCUUCCAUUGCUCCCUCUGUACCCAGCAGUGUGCCUGAUCUGCCGUCAAUACCUUCACAAGAAGCUGAUAUUCCCACAGGCCCAGCCACAACUUCUCCAGCUGCUGGUGCACUUUCUUCUGCUGUUGCUCCACCGCCACCUCCACCACCACCGCCGCCACCGCCAGCAGCAGCAGCUCCCCCGCCUCCUGCAGCUGUUGCACCACCCCCGCCACCCCCACCUCUACCACCCACUUCAGAAACUGCUGCACCUCCAGAUGCUGCUGCAGAAUCUGAAGACACAACCCCAUCCAGCAAGGCUCCUGCACCGUCCAGUGCCAGCAGUGGAGAUACAUGGGGGGACUUGCUCAAGUCGAUUCGUGAGGCAGGCGGGGCCAGCAAGGCCAAACUGAAGAAGGCAGAUGAAAGAAAGCAGGAAAAGAAGAUGAAGAAGAAAAAGAAUGAUGAUAUAGACACUGACGAUUCAAGUACAGCUGCUGGCUCAGGAGGAGGGGAUCUGAUGGCUGACCUGACAAAGAAACUGAUGAUGCGUCGACGAGGCAUAAUGGGUAACCUGUCCCAGAGUGAAAGCAAUUCCAGAGAAAAAGAUCCCUCAGCAGCGCCAGCCAGUGCUGGAAAUGUGAUGGACAAAAUAUCAGCUAUGAUUGCACCCCCACCUCCAAAAGCAAAUAAUGAGGAGCAUUCAGAUAGUGAUUUUGACUAA